Tripterygium wilfordii is the source of this 1462-nucleotide messenger RNA. RefSeq names its product phosphoenolpyruvate carboxylase kinase 2-like. Gene Ontology annotation, cellular component: nucleus; cytoplasm. The coding region runs from base 48 to 878 and encodes 276 amino acids. Gene Ontology annotation, biological process: intracellular signal transduction; protein autophosphorylation; peptidyl-serine phosphorylation. NCBI's taxonomy places the organism in Eukaryota, Viridiplantae, Streptophyta, Magnoliopsida, Celastrales, Celastraceae. The transcript has 3 exons. The record is from RefSeq and is a predicted model, not a curated record. Gene Ontology annotation, molecular function: calcium/calmodulin-dependent protein kinase activity; calmodulin binding; ATP binding.
UUACCAGUUGAAAUUCAACCUGAAACCCCAACACAGAACCAACUAAAAUGUGCGACUCCUUGAAGAACGAUUACCAAAUCUGCGACGAGAUCGGGCGCGGCAGAUUUGGCACAAUCUACCGCUGCUUCUCUCCGGCGAGCAACCAAUUCUAUGCUUGCAAGACCAUCGACAAGAACCUCCUCGCCGAUCCUACCGACCGCGAGUGCCUUCAAAACGAGGCAAAGAUCAUGUUCCUCCUGUCUCCACACCCAAACAUUGUGCAGAUCUACGACGUCUACGACCGUACCGAGUCGCUUUCUCUGGUUUUGGAGCUCUGUGAGUCCAACACUCUCUACGAUCGAAUUGUUGUCUCUAACUCUGUUUUCUGUGAAAUCAAGGCGGCGUCUAUGAUCAAACAGUUGCUCGUAGCCUUGUCUCACUGUCACAAUCUUGACAUUGUUCAUCGGGACAUAAAGCCUGAUAACAUCUUCUUCGAUUCGCGAGGUCGAUUGAAGCUGGGGGACUUCGGAUCUGCGGAUUGGUUGGGGGAGGAGGGGACGGUAAGUGGUGUGGUUGGGACGCCGUAUUACGUGGCGCCGGAAGUCCUGAUGGGGAGGGAGUACAACGAGAAGGUUGAUGUAUGGAGUGCUGGUGUCGUUUUGUAUACAUUGUUGGGUGGAAUUCCGCCGUUUUACGGAGAGACCGCAGCGGAGAUAUUCGAGUCGGUUUUGAAGGGAAAUCUGAGAUUUCCUCCAAGGGUUUUCCCGGCUGUGUCUUCUUCAGCGAAGGAUCUGAUGAGAAAGAUGAUUUGUAGGGAUGUUUCUAGGAGAUUAUCAGCAGACCAGGCUUUCAGACAUCCAUGGAUGUUGAGUGGAGGAGAAGCAGCUUCAAUGGACUGAUCUACCCCUUACUUGCAGAAUGACUUAUCAGUGUUGUACAUAAACAUAAAAGUAAAACCCUGCUUAUCAGCUCUACUUUAUGGACAGGUCCAGAAAUGGCCACCCAGUUUUGUCAACACAGGGACCCAGACUCCUUAUUAGUCAAAUGGUUCCCGCAUGUGGCUGCUCUGCUUUCAAGGACUGACCAGAUGCUAGGCUUUUAUUAUACUACGUAUAACUACAUAUGUAUAACUAUAUAUGUAUGUAGAUAGUUUUGAAGGGUUGAGAAUCCUGUCUGUCUUUCCCCCCCUUUUUUAUACAUAAGCUCGGGGAUGGGGUUUUGAAUCCAGGUUACUGGAUUUUGGGGAUGAGGAAAGGCAAGCCUUAAUCCUCUAGAUGUUUCUUUUUUCCUUCCUUUGCCUUGGUUUAUGUUUAACGAGGAUACUGAGAAAGCAGAACAAGGAUAUGUAGCUUCAGAUUAUGAAGACUAUAUGUAAUGGAUUGGCCACUUUAUUUAGUAUGAGAUCAUGUUUAUGUAAGUAUCAUAUAUAUUUGAUGGUGUCUUACAGAGCACAUGGAACACUGAUUCCUUGCAGUUGAUGUUU